GAGUUGUCUCAAGAAACGUUGACGUUCUCUUAAAGCCAGUACACGUCCAGAGCGAGCUAUCCUAGGGCCGGGGAAGAGUAUAGUAAAGUGGCAGGCUUCUAGAUACUGCUGGUCAGUAGCCCCUCUCCAUAUUAAGAGCUUCCUCAGUCUGUGGUUCAUGACUGUUGCAGUCGGGGAUACGCACGCAUUAGCGCUCAUCAUGCCUGUUCGAGCUGAGUGCUGCAGCAGUGCGGCCCGUACAUCCUCGGCCUCUCUUAUCCCUCCUCCGCCGAUCAACACGCACCAGCCCGGGGUAGCUACUUCGCUGCUGUACAGCGGUUCACAGUUUCGAGGACAUCAGAAGAGCAAAGGAAACUCGUAUGAUGUUGAGGUCGUUUUGCAGCAUGUGACCAUGGAGGACUCUUAUCUGUGUGGUUACCUGAAGAUCAAAGGCCUAACCGAGGAGUAUCCCACUCUUACAACGUUCUUCGCAGGAGAGAUCAUCAGUAGAAAGAGGCCCUUUUUAACCAGGAAGUGGGACGCCGACGAAGAUGUGGACCGCAAGCACUGGGGUAAGUUUCAGGCUUUUUAUCAGUAUGCAAAGAGCUUCAACUUGGACGACUUCGAUUACGAAGAGCUGAAGAACAGUGACUUUGUCUUUAUGAGGUGGAAGGAGCAGUUCCUGGUCCCGGACCACACCAUUAAAGACAUCAGUGGGGCGUCCUUCGCUGGUUUCUACUAUAUCUGCUUCCAGAAGUCCACAGCCACCAUUGAAGGCUACUACUACCACAGAAGCUCUGAAUGGUACAUAGUUUGGGUCCCAAAUGGUACCCUAUGGGCCAUGGUCAAAGUAGUGCACUAUAUAGAGAAUAGGAUGCUAUUUGGGAUGCAAACACACUGUGGAGUGUCAAUAUUUUAGUUGACUUGUUCAAAUUUGAUAGAUGCACUGUACAGUUUGGCUCUUUGGGAUAUUCAGAUUGAGUACAUAUUUUGAUAGUUGCUAGUACUAAGCAUACUAGGUCAUGUUAAUACAUCUUUAGUAGAUAGUUAGGUUCUGUACCAGUUGUUUUGUGUGCUGAUCUGAUGUGAACAUACAGGGAUGUGGCUACUGGCUAGCUGCUCAUUCUUGGUCCCCUUGUUCUCGUUCAGGUACCAGUCGUUAAACCUCACCCAUGUCCAGGAACACAGUAUGCCCAUCUACGAGUUCCGGUGAUACCCGCCCGCUGGCAGAGGGGACUUUGAUUGGCACUGCCCUAGAGACUUGCUUAUGGAGGGGGAGAUGAACUGACCAAUCAUGCCAAGGAUGUACCUACUAGUAUUCCCGGGCGAAAGGGAGAGAACAAUGGAAGGAGGGAGGGAUAGACAAAGAACAAGGCCACCGACCGACAGUUUUUCCCAGCCUGCCUUUCUCGACUUUGCAUCAGCUGGGAUCAACAGCACUUUUUCUUUGGUUGUUUUCUCUUCCCCACUCUUUCUCCAUUCAGCUUCCUGUUUCUGAAGCUACUUUUCCUCUUUCCACCAUGUUGAAAACGCUUUCCACUUUUCAGUUGGGAAUCCCCCCCAGCCCCUCUGAAAAUGGGUCCCCCAGCAGUCUAAGAUUUAAGUACAAAGUUUGAUAUUGCAUUUUAAUUUGUCUCAAUGAAUUGAGGCCUGCUUGAGAUUGACCGAGCUACAGAGUGGGCAAGCAAUCCUGAAAAGAUGGAUCUCCAUAAGGUCUUGAGAUGUGACAUCAUCAAGGGUGUGCUCAACAGAAGAUUGAUGGUCAAUGAUCUGCCGUGAUGCAAGAUCUGACGGCUUAGGCGGAUGACGUCUUGGUGAAGGUUGAUAUUUGAAGGCAGGGCAUAAUCAGAUGUGUGUUGUGGGCUAUUGAAACACAUAAUACCACACCGAUGGCUACUUUAAAUCUGUCCUCUCUGAGAUGGUGGAGUCGACAUCGUCUGACCUAUAGAGGGAGUCCCCAUGCCCUAGACCGAUGGCUACUUUAAAUCUGUCCUCUCUCUGAGAUGGAGUCGACAUCGUCUGACCUAUAGAGGGAGUCCCCAUGCCCUAGACCGAUGGCUACUUUAAAUCUGUCCUCUCUCUGAGAUGGUGGAGUCGACAUCGUC
This is a messenger RNA of Oncorhynchus masou masou (cherry salmon), 2084 nucleotides long. It is a transcript of the gene gid4, whose product is annotated as GID complex subunit 4 homolog. Lineage: Eukaryota; Metazoa; Chordata; Actinopteri; Salmoniformes; Salmonidae. Gene Ontology annotation, cellular component: GID complex. The transcript has 5 exons. The record is from RefSeq and is a predicted model, not a curated record. Bases 158 to 898 code for a protein of 246 amino acids. Gene Ontology annotation, biological process: protein catabolic process in the vacuole; protein targeting to vacuole; negative regulation of gluconeogenesis.